AUGGACGGGUCGUGGGAGCCGCCGCCGCCGCCGCCGUUCCGCAGCUUCUUCGCGGCCGAGGUCCGCGCGCUCCUGCGGGGCCGCGACGUGUCCACCAUCGAGGCGGAGCCGCCGCCGCCCGCUACCGGCCCGCAGCCCGGGGACCCACGCGGCUCCGCCACCUUCUUCCUGGACGCGGCUCGGUGCAGCCUGCUCGCGGACGGCCCAGGGCCCAGGGACCCGCGCGGCUCCACCGCCGCUGUCCCAGGUGCCGCCCAGGGCAGCCUGCGGAGGGACGACUUGGAGCUGAGAGACCCCCACGGCUCCACCACCUUCUUCCUGGAUGUAGCCCAAGGUAGCCUGCUUGGGGAUGACCCAGAGCCCAGGGACCCGUGCAGCUCCACCGCUGCUGUCCCAGGCGCGGCUCGAUGCAGCUUGCUCAUGGACUACCUGGGGCCCAGGGAGCCCCGUGGCUCUGCCGCUGCUGGCCCAGGCGCAGCCCAGGGCAGCUCGCUGAGGGACCCCCAUGGCUCCACCACCUUCUUCCUGGAGGUAGCUCGGCGCAACAUGCUUGGGGACGACCCGGAGCCCAGGGACCCGCGCGGCUCCACCACUGCCCUCCUGGACGCAGCCCAGGGCAGCGUGCUCGGGGAUGACCUGGAGCCCGGGGACCCGCGCAGCUCCACCACCGCCGUCCUGGACGCAGCCCAGGGCAGCGUGCUCGGGGAUGACCUGGAGCCCAGGGACCCGCGCAGCUCCACCACCGCCGUCCUGGACGCAGCCCAGGGCAGCGUGCUCGGGGAUGACCUGGAGCCCGGGGACCCGCGCAGCUCCACCACCGCCGUCCUGGACGCAGCCCAGGGCAGCGUGCUCGGGGAUGACCUGGAGCCCAGGGACCCGCGCAGCUCCACCACCGCCGUCCUGGACGCAGCCCAGGGCAGCCCCAGGGACCCGCGCAGCUCCACCACCGCCGUCCUGGGUAACCCAGUGGGGAAGGAGCCUGCUGGCAGCAGCGACACCACCAAGGGCAGGGCUCCAGCCAGGCCGAGGGUGGCGGCUUGCAGCAUCCCAACAGCGCUGCAGGGCCUGGCCCCUGCAUCCUGCAGCUCCCGCAGGGCCCUUGUGGGAAGAGGCUGUGCCUUGGCAGGGCAGCUGAGCCGUGUGUCCCUGAGCAGCCUCCGGCUCUCGCUGCAGCGGCCGGUUGUCACCAGGGACGUGCCUCUGGGAUCGCAGACCGAGGCCCAGCCUCCUGCGCAGGUCCCGGCCGGCACCGCGGCGAAGCAGAGCAGUGCCAGGCUGCUCGGCUUUGGGAAGUGUUCCACGGGCCUGCGGCCCCCGUCCAGGCUCCCGGGGCCAGGUGGUAGCAGAGCUGGUCCUGGGGGCUUGCAGGCUCCCGUGGGGAUGGAGCUACCUGGAUCCAGCAAAGGGGCUGGGGCUCCUGGGACUGGACUCCCGCCUCGCCCAGGUAGCAAGCGGCAGCUCGUGAAGCCAGGCACUGGCAACCCGCCACUCCCCGCUGGAGCCCCCCAGCCUCUGGGUGCCACAUCCAGCCCCCAGGACAGAGCUCCGGGAAUCAACACCACGUACUCUGCCAGCCACGUGCAAGCUGCUGCCAAGGCUGCCCAGAGCAGGCUGCCUCCGCGGAGGGCUGUUGCCGGGCCUGCGCUGGCCACAGCUGUGGCACCGCGCUCCCGACUGCGGCCGCCUGCCAAAGCCAGCGCCUCCCCCAGGAGCCUGCCUCCUUGCAAGCGAGUCCGGCUGGGCGAAGGUGAUGCUGCCCAGGGCCCCACGUGCAGGGGUCCCAUGGCUCUGCUCCGCCGCUCUCCCGAUGCGGCUCCUCGGGGCGUGGGUGCAGCUGCCCCCAUGCAGUCCCCAGGCAACCUGCUACACCGAGAGCUGGAGCAAGUGCAGAAUGAACUGGAGCUGGCACGGAGCGAGCUGCAGAGGGUCCAGAGGGAGCUAGAAGGAGCCAGGACUGAGCUAGUGGAGAAGGAUGCCCAGUGCCAGGCCUAUCGUAGGGUCAUUGCUGACCUCCAAGCUCAGCUGGGAGCAGCAGGCUCUGUGGCUGAAGGGUGCAGGCUCGAGGCAUGAUGGAGUCGUGGUGGAACGAUGGUGGCCGGAGGGCCCUGCCCAGUGCUUUCGCUUGCUGGCAGCUGCUGCUGCCCCUCGCCCAUGGCACAGCCUCAGUGCAGCCCUUGCAUCCUGCGCAGGGCCUGGGAACUGCUUUUACUAGUCGUAUUUAAUAAAGAUUAACGUUCUCUUCUUCCUG
Messenger RNA from Gavialis gangeticus (Gharial), 2248 nucleotides. Its product is annotated as translation initiation factor IF-2-like. The record is from RefSeq and is a predicted model, not a curated record. Lineage: Eukaryota; Metazoa; Chordata; Crocodylia; Gavialidae. The coding region runs from base 1 to 2070 and encodes 689 amino acids. The transcript has 11 exons.